Molecule: messenger RNA, 3692 nt
Organism: Acyrthosiphon pisum (pea aphid)
Lineage: Eukaryota; Metazoa; Arthropoda; Insecta; Hemiptera; Aphididae
Exons: 10
Coding region: 450-3107 (885 amino acids)
Source: RefSeq, a predicted model, not a curated record
GGACGCACGCACACAUGCGCUAAAAUGAAAUAAAAUGAAAUUUGUCCCAUAACAAUAUUUGCGCGUAAUCGCGUUUAGUGCGUCACUAAAAAAAACACUAUCACUGAUAUACAUGUAUAGUACAGAAUUAGAAUACCUAUCCGAGUGACCGGUUCGUUGUUAUACUCUGGAGAGCGGACAAAUUGCAGACGACAGUCGUCGGCCGUUGCAUCUGACUCGCAUUCAGCGCCGCGUCGCCUCAGAGUGCGCAUGUCUAUUAUACCUACCUAAUAUACUUGAACUUGUUUUUAUGAAAUUAAAUAUCGUCGCCUUUGUCACAGACUCGUAUAAUUUGUGUUUGUUUAAUAUAUAUUAUAUUCGUGCACGUUCCAUCAACCGUUCUUUGUUAUUUAAUUUACUUGUCACCGUACCUAUAUAUUUAAUAUAAUUUUCACUCGAAUUUCUCAAUCAUGACUACUACAGCUGCCGCCGAAGCGUCAAAAUUGGACCGUACCGAUCCCAGAGUGCGAAAACUUGUGUACAACAUGUACAGAAACGUUUUGGGGAAUUAUAACGAUAAAGCCAACGCUAUGUUGGACGCGUUGCCGGAACACCAGGUGACCCAAGACCAAGGGAUCGAUCGACAGCUAUCCAGUAUAUUGCAUCAAAUAGGAGUGAAAGACUUAGCCGCUGGAGAUAUGUCCGCACCACCCCCGCCAGCGCCACCACCACUGCAAUAUUCUGGAGGAACAACUCAAGGCGGUCCACCUCCACCACCGCCUCCACCAAUGUUGCACAGUGGACACAUUCCAGCUAUUAGAAUAAAAACUGAGCUGAAUGAACCUAGAGAAAUACCAUCUACCAUACAAAAUGCAAUGGCUACCAAAGACAAAAAACCAUUUACGUAUCUUCCAGGUGGAUUAGACUUGAGCGAGAUCAGAAGUCCUCGAAUGCAAAGGCGCUUAGAAAGAAAUGCCCAGACUCCACCUAGCCCGGAACAAGUACCUCAAAAAUCUCCUGACUAUCAGCAACAACAAGAGGUGAAACCAAACUUUGAACAUAAACCAGUGUGUAACGUGCGACCUGCCUCGGAAAGGGUAUGCCUGUUGCCCCAAGUUCAGCAUCAACCUCAGCUGAAUAAGUCGCCCACUCCUUGGAUGCAAAAGGCUGCACAAAUUCAACCCUCUCCAGCUCCGUGGACACAAAACAAAAAAGAAUAUGUUGAUCAGGUUGAUAAAUCAGAAGAACGAGUUGUACCCGUGCGAGUUGAAAUUAAUAAACAAAUACCAACACAACCAUUGAAGAAUAAUACAAACCACUCGUAUGAUUCUGAACCGAUACAAGGACGUUCAUUUAAAGUGCUCCAACAAAUUACCGAGCCAAAAGGCAUGCUUUAUGAUGGUACUCAGCCCUAUAACAGCCAGUCUUUACCCUUAUCGGAACUCAGAAAGUUGCAGUUAAGUGAUGACGACCGAUCUUUCAUGAACAGGGUUAAAUCUCAAGUUGACGAUGAUAAAUUUUUACACAACGAAACGGACCCUCGUUACAAAGGUGCGUCGAUUCCAUCUAGAAGCUUUCGAAUGUUGCAAACAUUAACGAACUCUGCACCUGUUCCGAUGGAUAGCAACUACAAACAAUCGGUACCGAUAAACAAUUACGUAUCAGAACCUAUAGAAUCCAAAAUGUAUGUACCACCGUCAGAGAGACCUGUCGGCUCAGAACCGCAUAAGUAUACCGGUGGCUCUAUACCAUCCAGAUCAUUCAGGAUGUUACAAGCUAUGACUGGCCAAAAUAACGAAGAAGAAGAACAACAACAACAAAAUGACUUACAAAACCUGCAAUCGCAUACCCCUUAUCCUUUUCUCUGUCCCGAAUUUUGGCAACAUUACAAUUAUCUAAAGGAAUUUCACGACUGGCACUGCACCGGUUCUGAGUCUGUGACAGAUCAGCAACAAUACCACGAAGACCACCAACAACAACAAUAUCACCACAACCCCCACCACCAACAACAACAACAACAAUAUAAACAACAACAACCCAUAAUACAGCAAUCGGUGCAGACUGGCGUCGCGUCGGCGGCAGAAACCACCGUGGCGUAUGCCGGCCACGUGUUGAACACCAUCGCCGAAGAAGAAGCCGCCGACGACGAGAACGUCUGUUCACCGUACAGCGACGAUACCGACUCAAGCGACUGCGAAGUGACGGUGACGGUGAAAUUGCCGUCGAAGAAAGCUGCCGCCGAGACAAAGGUGGGUGGGGCAGUACAAGAACAGGCGAAGGCUAGUUCGCCGGUGGACUUUUGGCAGCAAAUUAACGACAGUGCAGGUGUGCCGGCCGACACGUCUACGUCGGACAGCGGAGACGAGUGUUCGGAUGACGGAGAGCCUUCGGACGUCGUUUGUCAGCCGGAGAACUUGCUGCAGAAGCCGUCGGGCGCCGAUUGUCCUACGGAGAACCUGUUGCACAAGCCGUCGGGGGUCGUUUGUCAGCCGGAGAACCUGCUGCAGAAGCCGUCGGACGCCGCUUGUCCACCGGACGACGAGGAGGUCGGCGACUGCCGCCAACCGUCGGAUCGCGAAGACGAUGACGCCGAUUCGGGCAUCACGACGACAUCGUCGGCCGACAUGGCGAGCCGACCGACCUCCGACAAAGACGUGAUCGAUAGUGGCAGAAUCGAAGGCGUCAGCGUCGGUUCAAAGAAAUACCAAAGAACGUGCACGCACUCGCGACUCUUCGAUUUCUUGCAGCGCGACGACGACGAUGACGACGACGACGACGACGAUGACGGUGCAGACUCCAGCAACGGUGCGAACUCCAGCAACGGUACGGACGGGAGAAACAAACCGCCGCAGUCAUGCACUUCCGGUUAUUCAUCGGCGGCCACCACACCGUCCACGCCUUCGGCGGUCGGCAGGAGCCGGACUUACGAAUCGGAUUUGGCCCGGACGGAAUACGACAGUUACUACAAGAGUUGGGAGUACGCAUGCCCAUACUUCGGAUACGAUAUACUGCCGUCGAAGGCGUUCAAGACCAUCGUGGCGGCCUGCAAGUCCCCGACUACUGCAGCCGCGGGCACCACCACCAGGUUCAAGUGUCCCAAAAUUCCUAACGGAGAAGACGGAUCUUAAACGCGUCUCUUCCCCGUCACUGCAUCCCCUGCCCACGCACUUUUCAUUUCUCUCGUUUGGGUUUUUUUUUUACGAUUUUAUAAGGUAUUAUAUAGCAUACGCGUUGUUUGGAGUCUGUGAACGGUUGUUUUCUCUCUGCAGUUUAUAUCUCAUUCUAUCAGCUCUGUCUUGCGAAUACUCUCUGUGUACACUUUUAUCAUAAUUACUUUGACCGUCAACCUCGUUUAUCUAUAUACAUUAUACACACAAUGCACCUACCGAAAAUUACGUACGAUAUACAUUCGACACUGCACGCGUGUGUAAAAAAAUAUAGGUACCUAUAACUAAAUUGGUACACUAUCUGCACACAACAUACACAACACCGACUGCUGCUGCAUGUACACCACUCUUGUGGGUGCCCCGCGACGACGCACACCUGCAAAUAAACGAGGUUGUGGUGCGCUGCAAUGAUAUGUAUAUUAUAAUAUUAUACUAUUAAAUAAUAUUAUACGUUAUAUAUAAUAUAUUAUAUUAUAAUGCCGUCCAAUUUGCAGACAUCAAUCGUGACUCUGUAAAAUAUUAUAUUCACCACCCUCCCCCCCCCCC